AAUAAUAGGAGGUGUCGUCAUUUCCUCAACUGCGAAAUAGGGGCCUGGCGAGAUCGUUGAAGAAGCCUGUCCAAAGAGUAAACAUAUUUCAUCAAUAAUAUAGGAUACACCUCCAUAGACUGUCUUAUCGUAUGUGUUGUGUGGAGAAGCUUUAAACAAUUUACCCACAGAAAUGUCGGCCCAAGCUCAAAUGAGAGCUUUGCUCGAUCAACUAAUGGGGACAUCGAGGGACGGGGAUGAGACGCGGCAGAGGGUCAAAUUCACUGAUGAGAGGGUCUGCAAAAGCCAUCUCCUGAACUGCUGUCCCCACGACAUCCUCUCCGGGACCCGUAUGGAUCUGGGAGAAUGUGCGAAGACCCACGACCUGGCACUCCGGGCCGACUAUGAAAUUGCCUCCAAGGAGAGAGACCUCUUCUUUGAGCUUGACGCUGUGGACCACCUGGAGUCUUUCAUUGCCGAUUGCGACCGGAGAACAGAGUUGGCCAAGAAACGACUGGUUGAGACCCAAGACGAGAUCAGUGCGGAGGUGGCUGAAAAGGCAGAGACGGUUCACGAGCUGAACGAGGAGAUUGGGAAGCUCCUGGCCAAGGCAGAGCAGCUGGGUGCCGAGGGGAAUGUGGAUGAGGCCCAGAAGGUCCUACAGGAAGUGGAGAAAGUGCGCAGCAGGAAGAGGGAUGCUGAGGAGGAGUACAGAAACUCCAUGCCUGCCUCCAGUUUCCAGCAGCAGAAGCUUCGUGUCUGCGAGGUGUGCUCGGCCUACCUGGGUCUCCACGACAACGACCGUCGCCUGGCCGACCACUUUGGCGGGAAGCUGCACCUGGGCUUCAUCCAGAUCAGGGAGAAACUGGAAGCCCUGAAGAAAACCGUCCUGGAAAAGCAGGAGAAGAGGAACCAGGAUCGUCUGAAGAGGAGAGAAGAGAGAGAGAAGGAGGAGAAGAUGAAGAAGAAGACCAAAUCACGGAGCAGAGAACGGAGCAGGGAACAUAGAAGGUCCAGCUCUCGCGACCGCAGGAGACGCCGUUCGCGUUCCUCGUCUCGGGAGAAGCGGCGUUCCUCCCGCUCGCGCUCCAGGGACCGGGAGAGGCGGCGACGCCACCGCAGCCGAUCCCGCAGCAAGGGCGGCCGCCACAGCCACGAGCCCAGCUCCCGACACAAGUCGUCUAGGGAUCGCGAUCGCUCCUCCAGAGACCGUUCACGGGAGCGAAGCAGGAAGAGGGGAUCCUCGGAGCAGCGGCAGGACAGCAGGGAUCAGAACGGGAGAACAGACUCCCGCCGGGCGGAGGUCAGGGAUUGAGACCUUUGAGGACUCUGUCUCUCUCUCUCGCUAUCUCCAUCCUCAACACACAACCUCCUUUUGUCUGUCUCUCUUUCAUAUCUGUCCAUUACAUCUAUUUGAACUCUCUCCUUGUAUGAAUUUUCCCUCCGUUCCCUUCAUCAAAAUUAUCCAGAGAUGUUUUGCUUUGACUGAUAUUCCAGCCAACCCACUGUCCCAAAUACAUAGCGCUUAUAUGACCACAGAAGUAUAUACAGGUAACUGCCAAAAUAAUGGAAACACUUCAGUAAAACAAAGUAUACUGAAAGCAGGUGCCUCUACACGUGUGGUUCAUGAGUUAAUUAAGAAAUGAACAUCGCAUCAUAAUUACGGUCAUGUGUAAAAAUGCUGGGCCAUUAUUUUGCCUACCAUGGCUAUACCCCCAUAGGAUGAUAAUGCCCCCAUCCACAGGGCAUGAGUGGUCACUGAAUGGUUUGAUGAGCAUGAAAACGAUGUAUACCAUAUACCAUGUCUCCAGGUCUCAACCCAAUUGAACACUUAUGGGAGAUUCUGGAGGGGUGAAAACACCAAAUCAUGGAAUUUCUCGUGGAAGAAUGGGGUCGCAACCCUCCAAUAGCGUUCCAGACACUUGUAGAAUCUAUGCGGUGGCCCAACGCCCUACUAAAACACGUUAUGUUGGUGUUUCCUUUAUUUUGCCACCUGUAUAUUGUACAUGCAUAUAUAUUUUAGUUUCAAGCGUUAUCCUAUGAUAAAGGUGUGUGGGGGGGGGGGGGGUUGUUGAACAUUGGGUGUGGGAGUACAUAAAGUCCUGACAGUGUAUGUUAGAUGUGAUGGCUGUUGAUGACAUGCAUAUGAUUAAAUAUUCUAUAAAACUGUCCGGAAUAUUAAUUUCCUGGGGGAAUCAGUAGCUGAAACUAGAGGAAGGAUAAAUGAAUGACCGUUGGCCAUAAACUUAAAGAAUAGAGCAUUUCCAUAUUGCUGUGUUUUAUGAUACUGUUAAUUUUAAACUGUCAGAAUUUCAAUGUGUGAUUGAGAUACUUUGCAUAAUUAUACCUCCAGCAUACUGUCCUGGGUGGUGUUCAUUAGGCACCAAAUGGAAGAUACUGGACUGAAACAGGGAGGGGUCACCUGGACUUGUCCAAUAAGAAACCUACAUUUUUGUUUUCCUGUAAAAACGUUGCUAAAUGUUUUCAGUUAUUUCCCUAAUAAACACGACCCAGCAUUACCGUCUUGGAUUGGCUUCUCCGUGCUAGGCUUUCUUCCCUUCCUAGAGGCUAUUUCACAAUGCUGGUUGCAUCAAUUUGCCAUUUGAUGUUGCACUAAAUAUUUAACAUACCAGUAAUUAUAGAAUCUCUUCUGCACAUAUCUGGCCUAAGAUUGAUUAACUAAGCCAUAUUGUUCUCGUUUGACUGGAUCAGGACAUUUGGAAAUCAAAGGGAAUUUGGUCAGUUGUGAACAUCAGCAAGCUCAUUUCUGUCAGCUUGUGAAAUACCCUCUGCUUCUAUAUCUGUGGUUUAUACUAACUGAGGAUGUUUAUCGCUGGAGAGUUUGUAGCAGUUCAACUUAAUGUCAUAACUAAUACGGACAAGGUUUUCUUAAGUUUUAGAAUUUAUUGUCCUUUGUGUUCACAAACGGUUGCUAUUUUAUUUUUUUCCCUCUCCAUAGAAUUUUACAAGUUUGUUCCAAGUUUUCAUGUGAUGAAUACAAAUAUUAACCCUUAUUAUCAUAGUCUUGGCAUGCGAGCGGUGACGUCUGCGUAUGUGUGUAGACAUGAGGGACUUUGCAUGCUUCAGUUUUGAGUAGUAAUGCUGUUUUGGAUUGAGAAUUACUGUUCCAGGCUUCUUACUGUAUGUGACCCUAGAAGUUGCCUACGUUACCGUGGUAGUCCGCUGCGUGGCCCUGGUAGUCCGCUACGUGGCCCUGGUAGUCCGCUACGUGGCCCUGGUAGUCCGCUGCGUGGCCCUGGUAGUCCGCUGCGUGGCCCUGGUAGUCCACUACGUUGCUAUGUGGCCCUGGUAGUCGCUACGUUACCCUGUUUUUGGCCUAUUGGUGCUGGGAACAAUGUCUUAAGCACAGCACCUGCUAAUGUCCAUUUCACUUUCCAAUAUGUUGAUGCUGAUUCAGCAGUUUGUAAAUGUUCUUUCUUUUUUGCUUCAUGUAUGUCAGUCACUUGAAGUUAGAUGCAAACAUAUAUAAAUGAAUGCAUUGCUUUUCCUAAUGUGUGCCGUCUGUAGACUUUGUCAGGUCUGUUUGUAUUACUUCCUGGAAGAUGAUUUUUGUCUUUGAAGCCUGAAUAAAAAUCCCUUUUUUUUUU
Messenger RNA from Salvelinus fontinalis (brook trout), 3587 nucleotides. Its product is annotated as putative RNA-binding protein Luc7-like 1. Gene Ontology annotation, molecular function: mRNA binding. Gene Ontology annotation, cellular component: U1 snRNP; U2-type prespliceosome. The record is from RefSeq and is a predicted model, not a curated record. Gene Ontology annotation, biological process: mRNA splice site recognition. The transcript has 10 exons. The coding region runs from base 173 to 1294 and encodes 373 amino acids. NCBI's taxonomy places the organism in Eukaryota, Metazoa, Chordata, Actinopteri, Salmoniformes, Salmonidae.